Molecule: messenger RNA, 1301 nt
Organism: Hordeum vulgare subsp. vulgare (domesticated barley)
Lineage: Eukaryota; Viridiplantae; Streptophyta; Magnoliopsida; Poales; Poaceae
Exons: 2
Coding region: 607-1182 (191 amino acids)
Molecular function (GO): protein dimerization activity
Source: RefSeq, a predicted model, not a curated record
AACAACAUCUUGCAAGAGAAGGGAUGCAUUGAUCGAGGCACAACACCAAGAUAUUCUGGAUAGACUUGAGAGUGGUGAGAUAUCUACUGGAAGGGGCUUGCACCAAUCAUCUACUCUUCCUAGACCGGGAGAUACUAGAUGGGGUUCACAUCAUACUACCUUACUUCGUUUGGAUCAAAUGUGGUCCUCUGUGUUAAAGGUGCUUAGUACAGUUGAUGAAUAUGGACGUGGACCAUCUCAAGCAGCGGGUUUGAUAGAAAAAAUGGAGAGCUUUAAAUUUGCUUUCAUUUUAAAGCUUAUGUUGAAGUUAUUUGGCAUCACAAAUGAGCUUUCAAAAGUAUUGCAAAGAAAAGAUCUUAAUAUUGUUCUUGCCAUGGAAUUAGUUAAUGAUGUUAAGGCUCGGUUGGAAACGAUCAGAGAGAGUGGUUGGGACAAUUUAUUUGGUGAUGUCCAAGAAUUUUGUGAUGCUAAUAGUAUUCUAGUACCAAAUAUGGACGAAGUAAUACCAGUUCGUGGUCGUUCAAGGAGAGAGGGAUAACGGUCACUAAUCUUCACCAUUACCGUGCAGAGAUUUUUUAUGUUGCCAUUGACAAAAUAUGUGUGGAGAUGGAUCACCGCUUUAGUGAAGGAGCAAAUUGUGUGCUUGAUUGCUUCUCAUGUCUUGAUCCCAAGGGCUCUUUCUCCAAGUUCAAUGUUGAUAAACUUGCUCGUCUUGCUGAAAUUUAUCAUGAAGACUUCUCUAAUGAUGAUCGUGGAACAAUAAGAGAGCAGCUCCUCACUUACAUAAGCCAAGUGAAAAGGCAUGCUUCUUUUUCUACUUGUGAUGAUGUUCAAAGUUUGGCUAUGAAGAUGGUUGAAACUAAGAAAAAUUUGGUAUUUCCAUUGGUAUACAAACUUAUUGAGUUGGCAUUGAUAUUGCCGGUGUCAACCGCAUCUGUUGAGAGAGCAUUUUCAGCAAUGAAAAUCAUCAAGAAUAAAUUGCGUAGCAAGAUCAACAACGAAUGGUUCAAUGACUUGAUGAUAUGUUACACCGAGCGGGCAUUAUUCAAGUUAGUUGAUGAUAAGGAUAUUAUUCGAACAUUUACAGCAAUGAAGUCUCGGAGAGGACAUUUGCCUCGUGAUUUUCUUUGGCGCACUAUUGUGUCUUCCAGGAUGUAUGGAUGGUGUCUCAUGGUGGUUUAGACGGCUACACUUUUGGUGGCAAGAUAAAUAGUUUGGCUGAGCGGCUCUAUGCUUCGUCCGAUUCUGUGACUUUUGUUGUCAAGUCACAACUUCAUUUGCUCUCGGAAAUGAAAUUUUGA